Messenger RNA from Odocoileus virginianus texanus, 3138 nucleotides. NCBI's taxonomy places the organism in Eukaryota, Metazoa, Chordata, Mammalia, Artiodactyla, Cervidae. The record is from RefSeq and is a predicted model, not a curated record.
AAUACAAUGUAAAUCUCAUGUAAACAAAAAAUGGCAUUUUCUUAUGCUAAGUUGACAGGUGGGUGGAGAUUUAUUUCAGCUUGCCUUUUAUCUGCUUUUAAGUUUUGUAAUUAUCACCAAAGGAAUUUGGCGGUAAACUACAGAAGUGUUAGUGACUCUGCAAGCCAAGGCAUGGGUUAAAAAGAACACAUGGCAAAAGCAGGAAGUGGGAAGGCCUCCUUUUUACUGGCAACUAAGUGUUGUUACAAAAUAUAAUGGCAACUGUACAACCAACCAAUCCAUUUGUUUAAAGAACUUUAGUGAGACUCAUUUGACAGUAGAUGAAGCAGUCUAUCAGCUAUUACAAAGUACAAAGUAAUCAACUAAACACGAGUGCUAUCCUGUCUGCUCACAUGAGAUAAAGAUGCCCUAUCUCCCACAGAACAAAAACACUUAAUUUUUUUUCACCUUGUUUAGGCUUCAGAUGAAAACCGGAAGUGACUUAGAACCUCUUUCAGUCAAACUUAUUUCUGUCAUGGGGCAAGACAUUCCUUGACAGUCCAGAGUGUGUUUACCCCAGUACAUUAAUUUGGUUAAGAGGAGGUAAUACAAGCAGGGAUGGGAAAAAAAGGUGGCAACUAAAUUUCAAGUACAGAAGAACCUUUGCAGUUAUGAGAAGAGUAGUCAACUUAAGCUGCUGUUUGAGGUAAUGACUGCCUCAUCCCCAACUGUCAAUCUAGGAUUUAGCCACUAAAUUUCUAAAGGGGUCAUAAGAAAUUAAGAUAUUUCUCUAGAAAUAGUGUCUCUGUCAUGAGGACUCAAGUAGAUACAAGGUGUGGAGAGGCUGAAUGGUUUUCUGGUUCCAGAAUAUAUUUUAAAUACAUAUUUACAAGAGGUUUUCAUGAAGGAUUUUUCUUUUUAAAUGGGAUACUGUAACUUUGCUGCCUGUUCUCAGACCUGUUGGCAGUUUCCUUAAACUAUCCAGUUUCUCAUCUGUUGCUUUUUCAUUUUGUAUACUGCACGUUCCCAAGUAACUCUCAAAUUUGUAAACAGAGCUAUGGAUACACUAUUUGCUUUAACAGUAGUUACCUGGAAAUCUAGGUCUCUGUUUUUGUUAUUUUCCCCUCCCCUAGAUUUCUUAAUCAUAUAUAACUAACAUUGUGGUUAAGGUUGAUUUACAGGUUCCUAAGGCUGUGUCUGAUGGUUUGUGGCCUUUAGUUGGAAGCAAGAGAAGAAUGAGUGGUCAGGAACUGGUCACUUUGAACGUGGGAGGGAAGGUAUUCACCACAAGGUCUUGCACCUUAAAGCAGUUUCCUGGCUCUCGGUUGACGAGAAUAUUAGAUGGCAGAGACCAAGAAUUCAAGAUGGUUGGUGGCCAGAUUUUUGUGGACAGAGAUGGUGUUUUAUUUAGUUUCAUCUUAGAUUUUCUGAGAACCCACCAACUUCUACUACCCACUGACUUUUCAGACCAUCUUAGACUUCAGAGGGAGGCUCUAUUCUAUGAACUCAGUCCUCUGGUGGAUCUCUUAAACCAAGAACACAUGUUACAGCCAAGACCUGCUCUUGUGGAGGUACAUUUCCUAAGCCGAAAUACUCAGGCUUUCUUCAGGGUGUUUGGCUCUUGCAGCAAAACAAUUGAGAUGCUAACUGGGAGGAUUGCAGUGUUUAUAGAACAACCUUCUGCACCAGCCUCGAGUAGUAACUCUUUCCCUCCUCAGAUGACGUUACUUCCAUUGCCUCCACAAAGACCAUCUUACCAUGACCUGGUUUUCCAAUGCGGCUCUGACAGCACUACUGAUAACCAAACAGGAAUCAGGUCUGUGAAGUGUCAGACCUCAAGAUGGACAACAGCUGUUUCAUUAGAUACAGCAUCUAGUUCUCCAGUCAUAAACCUGUACAACAUUCACUGAAAUUUGUUGGCCUAUUUCUAACAGGCUUGUUUAUAUGCAUUCUUACUCUAUCCUGGACUGGAAUCAGAAAAUUGGACAAUGUUGCAGGUUCUGACUGAUGCAGGCCCACUGACCAGCCAAAGUGAGAAGUGGUAAGUAAAAGUCCUUCUUCAUGGGAAUAGUGAUGGGUGUUUUAAAAACUUGGAAUCAAGUACACUUUUUAUGAGUACAAUAAGAAAUGAUUCAUGAGCUGAAUAACAGGAUAUAGUGGUCAAUUUAGAAAUACAUAUUCAAAUUAAAUAAAAAUCUCUAUGGAUAACCUACAUUUGUCGACAGAUCCAAUUUUAGGAAAGGUUUUAAAAAAUCAUGAAUAAUCAUCAAAGCCACUGCUCCUCAGACUUCUCCACAAAAGUUUGGUUAAUAGCAGAGGAGAGUGAAUAACUGCCCCCAAAUCUGGGUCCCAAGAUAGAAUUUUCUUUAGUUUUGCAUUUUGUCUUUAAUUUAAAAUGAAAGUGCAUUAUAUACCAUAAUAGUCCUAUGGUUAAUAUAAAUAAAAUGCUUAUAAUUUUUUUCAAAAUCUGAGUAAAAUCGAUAUUUUAGAAGAUGAUCCAAGUUUAUUCAGCUUUUAACACCCUGAAAUACUGAAAGUUCCCAUUGCCUAAAAGGACUUGUACAGGCAAGGUUCUAGGCUAUUUCAUGGUUGUACAAUACAUUCCUUUUCAGUUCUUUCUCCUACAGUGUAGCCAACGCUAUUUAUAGUGGUAUAUGGCAGGGAAUUGAUUAAUUAAUGCUUACCCACAUUGAAACUGAGAGUGUUACAGAAACUGAAAAUUCACAGAGUGAAAUUUCAACAGACUACACUACAAGAAAAGUUAAAGAAGUCCUUCAGACAGAAGGCAAAUGAUACCAGGUGGAAAUACAGAUUUACACAAAGGGAUGAUGAGCGCUGGAAAAGGUAACUAUGUAAGAUUUUUUUCUAUUUACUUCUCUUUUAAGAUAAUCAACUGUUUAAAAAAAGUAAUAUCAAUAUAUUAUGGGGGUUACAACAUGCACAAGGUAAAAUAUAUGAAAACAAUAGCAUAAAGUCCAGGAAGGGAAAAAUAAAAGUAUGAUAUUUGCUGUACAUAUAGUAGUGUAAUAUCACUUGGAAGUAGACUGAUAAGUUAUAUAUACAGACUAUAAACCCUAAAACAACCAGUAGAAUAAAAAAAAAACAAUAUUAGAUAGUAAGCCAACAAAUGAGAAAAAAUGGAUCCAUAAAAAAUUCAAU